Pogona vitticeps (central bearded dragon) is the source of this 5763-nucleotide messenger RNA. RefSeq names its product integrin subunit beta 8 (gene ITGB8). Gene Ontology annotation, cellular component: integrin complex; cell surface; focal adhesion. Gene Ontology annotation, molecular function: integrin binding. Gene Ontology annotation, biological process: cell-cell adhesion; cell adhesion mediated by integrin; integrin-mediated signaling pathway. The record is from RefSeq and is a predicted model, not a curated record. NCBI's taxonomy places the organism in Eukaryota, Metazoa, Chordata, Lepidosauria, Squamata, Agamidae.
GGGAGGCGACCCACCCGCCGGCCAGUCCCGGGGCCGAAAGUCGCCGCAGCCUCCGAGCCAGAGGAGAGGGGCCGCUUCCUUGGCAUUAUGUGGAUCCCGCUUUUGGCGGUGCUCACGGCCGGGCUCGUCUCCCUGCAGAAAUGCCCUCGAGGUCCUGCUGGCCCCCUUCUUGGGGUAGCUCGCUUGGUCGCCGCGGUGGUGGUGCCCGGCUUGUGCCAGCGCCCGGACAACAGGUGUGCACUGUCAAAUGCAGGAACAUGUACUAGCUGUCUUGCUGUGGGCCCAGAAUGUGGAUGGUGUACCCAAGAGGAUUUUAUGAUUGGAACAAAGGAACUGAAGGCCCGAUGUGAUACAGUUGUCCAUCUAAUUAACAGAGGCUGUAGAGCAGAUUUUAUAGAAAGUCCCAAAGUCAGUGUAAUGGUAUCAAGAAACGAAGCUAAUAUACAAGUGACACCGGGAGAAGUUUCAAUCCAGCUCCGCCCAGGAUCUGAAGCAAGUUUUAUGUUGAAAGUCCGCCCACUGGAAAAGUACCCCGUGGACCUCUAUUAUUUGGUUGAUGUGUCUGCAUCUAUGCACAAGAAUAUCGAAAAAUUAAACUCUGUUGGAUAUGAUUUAUCUCAAAAGAUGAAAAAUAUUUCCCUUGAUUUACACCUUGGAUUUGGAUCUUAUGUGGAUAAGACAGUGUCACCUUACAUUAGUAUUCACCCAGGAAGAAUCCAUAAUCAGUGCAGUGAUUACGAUCUUGAUUGCAUGCCUCCCCAUGGCUACAUCCACGUCUUAUCACUGACUGACAAAAUAGCAGAAUUCAGAAGUGUAAUUAAUAAGCAGAAAAUCUCUGGAAAUAUUGAUACACCUGAAGGAGGCUUUGAUGCUAUGCUUCAGGCAGCUGUGUGCCAGAGCCACAUUGGCUGGCGCAAAGAAGCAAAGCGGUUACUUCUCAUGAUGACAGAUCAGACUUCUCAUCUGGCACUUGACAGUAAAUUAGCAGGGAUAGUAAUUCCUAAUGAUGGGAACUGCCAUUUGAAAGAUAACGUGUACGUCAAAGCAACCAGUAUGGAGCAUCCAUCUCUUGGCCAACUUUCUGAAAAGCUCAUCGACAACAACAUUAAUGUAAUUUUUGCAGUCCAAGGAAGCCAAUUUCACUGGUAUAAGGAUCUUUUGCCUCUGCUUCCUGGAACGGUUGCAAGACAAAUAGAAUCACAAGCAGCCAAUCUUGGUGAUUUGGUGGUAGAUGCCUACAAGAAGCUACUCUCUGAAGUGAAAAUUCAGGUGGAUAAUAUAGACAAAGACAUAAAUGUCAAAGUUACUGCACUGUGUCCCGACGGAAGCAGAAAAACAGGCUUGGAAGGAUGCAAAGAUGUAAAAUCCAGUGCUGAAAUACUUUUUAAUAUCUCUAUCACCCUGAAAGAAUGUGGGACAGGUGACAGAAGGACCUAUGUGAUGGUAAAACCCCUUGGUUUCAAUGAAUCCACCAGAGUUAAUAUAAACAAAAGAUGUGCUUGUCAGUGUGAGGAAGGCAUAAAGUCAAAAAGGAUAUGUGUCGAUGAAAUGUCUCACGAUGCUCAAAUGUCCAACUGCAAGGGGAGCGUAUGUGGUUCCAGCGAUGAAGUCUCUUCUGAGCAAUGCAAGAUGCAAAAGGACCAUCUGAUUUGCAAUGGGCAAGGAGACUGCGUAGCUGGGAAAUGUAUCUGCCACAAAACCAAACUUGGCAUAAUAUAUGGCAAAUACUGUGAAAAGGAUGACUUUUCCUGCCCACAUUACCUUGGAAACUUGUGCGCUGGCAAUGGUGAAUGUGAAGCUGGCAAAUGCAAAUGCUUUGCUGGCUGGGAAGGUGAUCGCUGUCAGUGUUCAUUAUCAUUACAAAAGCACUGCAUUAAUGGAAAUGGCCAGAUCUGCAGUGGAAGAGGAACAUGCCUGUGUGGAAGGUGCAGGUGCACUGAGCCCAGCAGUUUGGGCCGCUUAUGUGAAUUCUGCCCCAAUUGCAGAACAGCUUGCAGUGACAAGCGGAAUUGUGCACCCUGUCACUCCAAUUCGUCUCAGAUGACACUUGACCAGUGCAAAACCUCAUGUGCUUACAGAGUGCAUUAUGUGGAACAAUCUUCAGAAUGCAUCUCUGAUGAUCCAAACCACUUCAGGAUAUUUUCCAUCAUCUUUAUAGUUACAUUUCUGAUUGGUUUGCUCAUUGUGCUUAUAAUCCGGCAGAUAAUUCUACAGUGGAACAAUAACAAAAUUAAAUCAUCAGCUGAUUACAGAAUAUCUGCGAAGAAAAAGGAUAAUACAUUCUUGCCUACUGUUUGUACAAAAACAGUAACUUACAGGCGAGACAAGCCUGAAGACAUAAAUAUCAACACCAGCAAGUUCCAAGGAAAUGAAACUUUUAGAUGCAACUCCUGAAGACUGUUUGCUUCAGCGUUUUUGGGUUCACGGUCAAGUAGUUUAUUUAAAGACUUUGCCUGAAAACUUUGGAUGUUUCUAGUUUUGAACACUGUAAUGAAAAACUGACCUGGAAGUCUAGUUGCACAACAACAUGGAUUCAAGUAGAGCUGCUCCAUCUUGGAAAACAAAUGUGCAUUAACUACUGAUUAACAGAAUGACAUUACCAAUUAGCUGAAUACAGAGAUGUUUUGAUUGGGAGUCAAUUCAGUCCCAUUUGAGGUCAGUAGGAUCAGAUUGGUUUAAAUUUGUUCUGGCUUAAGUGGACUUCAGAUCAGUUCACAACACCACUCUGCAUUGUAGCACUUUAAUGUAAAGGCAUUUUUUUUUAUUUGUGGCAUAGAAUGUUAAUCUAAACUGGUAUGAAAAAAAAAGCACUGGUCUCACUUUAGAGAUAGCUAACACAGGUUUAGUUUGUGGCAGGCAUUCUCAAACUGUGUUUAAAUGUAGUUAGUACAUAUCAGUGACAAAUCAGUUGUCAAUUCUUUGUCCUGUCCUGAGCACUGGGAGCAAGCAGGUGAGAGGAUGGGCUGUGAGGAUAUGGCUUAGGGGCCCCUGGAGAGAAGAAACUGCCAAUUUAAAGUCCUGCAGAAAAAAGUACCAUCAGUAAAUUACUACCAUCACUCCUAGAAUUGGCGAUUUAAGCCUCAAUUAUCUGUAUUGCACUAAUUUUGGAGGAGGCUGAAUGAAUGUGUUUUCAAAAAGAUGUUAAAGCUGCAGUUCAAACCAUCUUUUCUCUGAAGCAAUCCCUACUGAUUUCUCUGGGCUUGACCUGCAAUUAUCUUGGACUACAAAUGUUCAGGAGCUGGCAUGGGUCUGGGGGAGAGCUUCUUCCUCCUGGCAAUUAUGUACCCCUCCCUAGAGACACCCAUAUCCUGAAGAACCACUGCUCUGUAUGGAGUAGCAAGUCAGGUGAUAACACUAACUGUGGUGUACUUAAAAGAGCACCAGAUAAAGCUGCAAGCAUGAUUGCAUCCAAAGCACAUGUUGAUGACCGUUUUUUAUGCAUACCGACUGUUCUGAAAUUGUUGCUUCGAGGUCUUUCUAAAAUUUCUUUUUAAAAUACUGGAAUAAACAAUGGUUUAACCACUACUGGAUUUUUUAAAAAGUGGAUUUGUGUAGGGGUUUAUAGUUACUUAGGAAUAAAUUCUGUGCCAUCUAUUAUUCCAUAUAUUAAAUACAUUAGCAGAGCAACCCUGUAAUUAAAUCAGAGCACUCCAAGGUCAACAUGACCCAGAGUCAUUUCAGACCUGUGUCAUACAGCAGAACUUGGCAUGAACUGUGUUUUCCUUUUAUUCCUUCAUUUGAUAGCAGAGCAUCCCAUUUUUCUCCCACUGAGAAGAAUGGCGGAGAGAUCAGUUUAGACCCUAAAUAUUUUAGGCAUAUAGAUGAUACUCGGAAGGGCUUUGGAUCCUGUGGAUUCUUAGUCUCCCUUCCUCCCCUGUGCCAUAGCCUUAAUUAUUCUCUUCCUCCUACUUUCUGUUGUUGGAGAAAUGGAGGGCUGCAGGUCUUUUUGUAGGGGAGGAUCUGCAAUUGAAUAUCUGCAAAGAUUGGAGUCAUUUCUUCAAAUAACAAAUUAGGGGGUUUCUAAUGUGUUCUAUUGUUCCUGGGAUUCUGUUCCCUUAAAGAACUGAACUUAGUUUGACUAGUUUCUAUAUAUAUUUAAAUAUAUAUACAUAUAUUAAAUAAAUAUAUAUACAUAUAUUUAAAUAGUUAAAUAUCUAUAUACAUUCUGCAAUCCUGGUAAUAUUUUGUUACUGAAAUGUCAUCAAAUUAAGCACUCUGUCUCAACCAAAAACCUAACAUAAGCAGAGUUGCCUGCGAGUUGAACUCGACAGAGCAAACUUCUUGGUAGUCCUAUAAAGGAUUGCACUGUUAAUGUCUAUGAAUGAAUGGCACUUGAGUUAUCAUUUGACUAUGUUAUUGGAAAUUAUGUGCACAUGCAUCCCAUUCAGGGAGAUUCCUGUAGCAUUGGAAUAAAUAGGUGCAACUUGCACAUCUGGAACUGUGCACUGUGAUCCUGUGGACCUUUUGAAUUCUGAUAGAAAAAUUAUUUAAUUUUUAGAUUUUUUGGAAAUGUGCUCCACUGAGAAUAAAAUGCUCAAACUGCACAAUUGUAGCACUUUUAGGAUUGUCUAUUAUUCUUUAAAAAAACUCCAACAACCCCACAAUGUAAUUUCCAGAAGCAACCUAGCUGUUUUGAAUUUUUUUUAAAUUUCUUUCUCUCUCACCCCCAUUUUACAUAAUCUUGAAUGAAGGUACCAAAUAAGUUAAAUGUCAAUAGCAGCAUCCUGACAUCUGUAAUUUCUCCAUAAAAAUAUAAGAUUUUUUUUCUUUCUGUUUAUGUUGCCAUGAACUGUUUCACACAUAGAUAUUAUUAUAUGAUUUGAACAAAAGAAAAGGUCUAAUCUGAAAUGUAUAUUUUGCAGUUAUUAUUUGUCAUAUUUCAUGUGUGACAUCCUUUUUUAUAAAAGCAAAUGUGUGAGAGCUUUGGUUUUAUAGUUUCAGUGUUUAAUAUAUAGACUAGGAAAGAGAAGAUCUCAGAGUAUAAAUGUAAUUUCCCAUUCUUUGUUAUAAUCUUAAACACUUUGAAAUCACUGCCAUAACUUCCAUUGAAACUUAUUACAUAUUUUAUUUAAAAAGUAUUUUUGUAGUGUCCAUGACUAACUCUUUUAAAUUUUGGUUUAUUUAUUAAUUUGUCAUUUGACUACAUUGUGAAAUAGUUUAUUUUUCUAUGAAAGUUUUAGUAACUGUAACUGGAUGUUAAUUUAAUGCAAUAUUAUUGAAUGGAGUGUCAAACAUUUAAACAAAAAAUUUCUAAUCCAUUAAUGGAACUUUGUUAUACUAAUGUGAAUGUCUAUCUCAUUCAGUUUACUAUUUUAAAAAGUUUUCCUUAACAAAUAAAACAGCUUUCACUACAGAGGGCGUCGUCAGUCCCAUGAUAUUAUAAUUUUCAUGCAUAUCGCCAUUGACAUGAACUGAAUCAAUAUGAUUUUUAUACAUACAAAGAAAAGGCUUUUAAAAAAAACUUUUAGAAAUCUUUAGGUGUGGCUUCCAGGAGUUGUACUGGAGCUCAGAGCAACCAGAAGAGCAAAGAUUCAGAUUCACUUCUUGAGAAAAACAUGUGAUCUCAGUUUUAUGUGACAGAAUCUUUUUAAAUUUCAGUAAAUAAAUAAAUAAAUCUGCGUGGCUUUAUAGAGCAGUGAUUGUGUAUUUUUGCUGCUCUGUGGUCCCACUUCAGCCCUCUAGGCUUCCUUUCCUGUGACAUCACUAUUUAGAGGUUUCUGAAUUUUGUACUCUUUCUUCUUUAUUCCAAAUAGCUAAAAUAAA